AUCGGAUCGUCCUCACUCUUUCAUUUUGUUCUCUUCUUCAAUCAUGUUCGCUGCUCGUUCGCUUGCUCGCCUCGCUGCCAUCCGCGCUCCUCUCGCUGCCCCUGCGACUGGUGCCCGCGCUGCCGUCGCCGCCGUCCGCCACGCUUCCCUCACUGGCAAGAUCCCCGCCAACCCGAACUUCUCGAUCGAGGAGCUCCCAACCAACGACCAACAAGCAACUGGUCCCGAGCGCAAGGAGAUGGACUUCCUCGCUCACCACCCCCACGGUACCCAGGACCCCUUCGGCCGAGAGCACAUUACUGGCCCGCUUGGCACCAAGACCAACCCCAUCGUUAUUCCUUCCCACUAUGACUACCGUAUCUCGGCUUGCAUGGGAACCGAGGGCACUCCCCACGACAUGGCCUGGUUUGUCGCACUGAAGGGCGUCAUGCACCGCUGCAAUCACUGCGCGCAGUGCUUUGUCCUCCAGGUUGUCGCCGAUCCCGACGCUGAGCACGACCAUGCUGCUCACCACUAAGCACGCGGCUUGAUGUCGUUUGUAGCACGUGUAUUUGUCGGUUGGGCUAGUUGAAGAAGAGAGAGAGCGAGAGUGAGCUCGCUUUUUUUUUUUGAGAAAAAAUCUUUCCUUCCACUCUUCGAACCGCUCAAGUGCACUUGAUUGCAUCCGUGUCUUGGUCUCUGUCCGUCAUGUCUACUACUACUACUCUUCUUGUUGAAUGUCAUUUUGUUGUGUCGCCUGUCUCUUCCUUUUUGUGUAAACAAGCAACCACAACCCCAGGUUGUGUUUUUUCUCUCC
This is a messenger RNA of Capsaspora owczarzaki ATCC 30864, 796 nucleotides long. RefSeq lists its product as hypothetical. The record is from RefSeq and is a predicted model, not a curated record. Gene Ontology annotation, cellular component: mitochondrial envelope. Lineage: Eukaryota; Filasterea; Ministeriida; Capsasporidae. The transcript is spliced from 4 exons. Bases 44 to 517 code for a protein of 157 amino acids. Gene Ontology annotation, biological process: mitochondrial electron transport, cytochrome c to oxygen.